Staurois parvus is the source of this 300-nucleotide messenger RNA. The record is from the annotation of a GenBank genome assembly. Lineage: Eukaryota; Metazoa; Chordata; Amphibia; Anura; Ranidae.
CCAGUGAUUGGCGCAUUUCUCUGCUGUCGAGCUGUCACGCUGACAGCUCAAGAGGAGAGCCGGUAAUCGGCAUUCCUCGGAGGGGACAUCUACACUGAUCAGUGUGCCCUGAUGAUCAGUGUAGCCCCAGCAGUGCCACCUGUCAGUGUCCAUCAGUGCUUUGUGUCAGUGCUCAUCAGUGCCUCGUGCCAGUGCCACAUCAAUGCCACAUAUCAGUGCCUACCAGUGCACAUCAAUGCCACAUAUCAGUGCCCAUCUGAGCUGCCUUUCAGUGUCACCCAUCAGUGCCAGUCAGUGCCA